AUGUCGUGGAGAAGAUGUGAGGAUUUCCCGGAUCACCGAUGCUGUGCAUAUGCGCGGCACCUGCUCGGCCAUGCAAGUUACUGUAGCAAGGCCAAGAAUGCCGCGGGACGUGGAGGAAGAGACGAGGACGGGCCGUUUGGCUGGCAGAACGGCUGGCAAAACGGCUGGCAAAACGGCUGGCAAAACGGCUCGAGAAACGGCUCGAGAAACGGCUCGAGAAACGGCUGGCAAAACGGCUCGAGAAACGGCUGGCAAUACGGCUCGAGAAACGGCUGGCAAUACGGCUCGAGAAACGGCUCGAGAAACGGCUUAGCGAAUAUCUCGAGGAGAGUACAGACCCUGGCGCCAUAA
This is a messenger RNA of Lachancea dasiensis, 351 nucleotides long. NCBI's taxonomy places the organism in Eukaryota, Fungi, Ascomycota, Saccharomycetes, Saccharomycetales, Saccharomycetaceae. The record is from the annotation of a GenBank genome assembly.